AUGUAUGUUGCUGGGGGAACUAAGGUGAAAAAGUCAGUUGGAAUUGAGAUCAACGAUUUACCAGCGAAGUAUGGAGCGGCAAUGAGUGAAGAUUUCUCUAAGUGGAUGAAGUGGUGGAAGAAAAAGUGUCGCCCGUUUCAAUUAAUACAUGGUGACAUGUUAGAUGAACAGUUUAGAAAUUUGAUCACGCAGGAAGCAACUAUUAUUUUCAUCAACAACUACGCGUUUGAACCGAGUUUGGAUCUGCACAUAAAGAAUAUGCUAGCAGACUGUCAUGUCGGUACGCGUAUUAUCUCUACGAAGGCCUACGCAACGGGCACAAAGCGAGUCAAUAUGCGAAAUCUUGGAGAUGAUGUCACCUUUUUCACCGCAAAGAAAAAACGGUGGCGAACUCUCUCGUUCCGUUUCCUCGUCAAGCAAGUCGGGUUCACGUUCGCUCCCCAGAUAGCGUGGCAUGGCCCUACAACUCGUAACCGUUGGAAAGUUUAUGUCAAUCAAUGCGAGGAAAAGAAGAAAAGGGGCUCUCCAAUGCCUGGAAGCCCACGAUGGAAUGAAGCCGAUACCGAUUACGUGCCUCCUGGUCUAAAGAAGCAGCGCAAGUCCUCAUCAUGUUGGAAGCUCUUCACAUCACAAGAGCGAUAG
Molecule: messenger RNA, 642 nt
Organism: Ostertagia ostertagi
Lineage: Eukaryota; Metazoa; Nematoda; Chromadorea; Rhabditida; Trichostrongylidae
Source: the annotation of a GenBank genome assembly